Molecule: messenger RNA, 624 nt
Organism: Brassica oleracea var. oleracea
Lineage: Eukaryota; Viridiplantae; Streptophyta; Magnoliopsida; Brassicales; Brassicaceae
Exons: 1
Coding region: 1-624 (207 amino acids)
Source: RefSeq, a predicted model, not a curated record
AUGGGUAUCAUAACAUCGACGUUUCGGAAAACGGAGAAUUCAGAGACGUCCGGUUGUAGUUCUUGGGAAAGUGUAGGGUCAGAGUAUUUAGCGUUCAUGGAAAAAGGUGGAUGCAUAGAACCAUUUUUGGAUUAUGUUGAUUGCAAGGGAGAGGCUGAGAAGAAGAAUGAAGAUGCCUUUACUAAGUGUAAGAAAGCUAAAGAGAGAUUGAACAAGUGUGUUGGUGCUCACCGUGAAUAUCAUCAACCGAUUUUGAAGAUCAUGAUACCUGCUGUAGAGCUGGUGGUGAACAAGAUCGAAGCCUUAUUCCCACCUGAGAAACUUGUAGAUACUGUUUCAACAGAAUCCGUGGACCAACCAAAGGAAGGUGACGAUCCGGUUUACGUGUUCAUGAAUGGAGGAGCUUGCACAGAAUCAUACAUGGCUUUGGAAGAUUGCAUCGUGAAAAGUACUGAGACCAAUGAAGAUAUCUGUAAGUGUACCAAAGCCUUCACAAUGCUGAUGAAGUGUAUGGAUACUCACUCUGAUUACUAUCAGCCCAUUCUCGAUGCUGUUUAUGAUGGUGAAGACCUCUACCGGACCCUUCUCAUGAGCGCACUGAGGGGUGACUGUAAGAGGAUUUAA